Messenger RNA from Strongylus vulgaris, 231 nucleotides. The record is from the annotation of a GenBank genome assembly. Lineage: Eukaryota; Metazoa; Nematoda; Chromadorea; Rhabditida; Strongylidae.
AUGCGGAUCGUGCCAUUUCAUCAGCGGUUCACUCUUGCUCGUCCACCACCAAAUGGUUUUCGUUUGAUGAGACAAUGCCCACGACGACGAGGGUUUCGAUCACGGUGGGUUACGAUAGGACUAGCUCAUUCGGCCGCAGCAGUUCCAGAAUUUGCUCUGGAACAUCCAGAAAAAGCGAAGAUUUUUGCUUUACGAUUCGCUCUGUAUCCCAUGAGAUUCAACAUCCAAUAA